Messenger RNA from Temnothorax curvispinosus, 3485 nucleotides. It is a transcript of the gene DNAlig4, whose product is annotated as DNA ligase 4. The transcript is spliced from 13 exons. Gene Ontology annotation, biological process: DNA biosynthetic process; DNA recombination; double-strand break repair via nonhomologous end joining. The record is from RefSeq and is a predicted model, not a curated record. Gene Ontology annotation, cellular component: DNA ligase IV complex; DNA-dependent protein kinase-DNA ligase 4 complex. Gene Ontology annotation, molecular function: DNA ligase (ATP) activity; ATP binding; DNA binding. The coding region runs from base 314 to 3004 and encodes 896 amino acids. Lineage: Eukaryota; Metazoa; Arthropoda; Insecta; Hymenoptera; Formicidae.
GCUACCCAUGACGAAUACGUGGUCUACGGUCUACGCUCGUGGCUAAGCUGGCUAACCUCAACUUGGCUAACUUGGCUAACUUGGCUUACUUGGCUUACUGAUUUCGCAGAACUUUCCGAUUGCAAAAGACGGGGCCGGUCUUCUCAUUAGGCGAUUGAUCGAUUUAUCACGUAUAAUUUUUUCUGCUUCUUUCGCACAUUUUUCCUGUGGAGAAAUUUUACGGCAGAUGACGAAAAGAUGACGAAAUUCCAUCUUUUAAGGGACACCAGGUUAAAAUCCAGUCGAUUUAAAGAUUUUUCUUUAAAGUAGAAUAAUGACCACUGAUUUAGAAGCUAAGAUUGAAUUUAAACACGUAUGUGAUACAUUGGAAGGUAUUGCCAAGGCACAUGAAGUAAAAAAGAAAGAGCAAAUUUUGCAAACGUUCAUCGACGAAUGUCGAAAUAUCGGCGACAAACUGAAAGUAGAAUAUCCUGAAUCGGAUGUAUCGCUCUAUCCCAUAUUGAGAUUGAUUCUACCCAAUCUCGAACGACAGCGUGGACCGCAUAAUUUGAAGCAAGCUUCGCUGGCAAAUCUUUACGCUCACGUAUACGGUUUUGCACGAAAUAGCGACAGUUAUAAAAAGUUGGCAAAUUACCGAGAAUGCACGCCGGGCGACGUUGUAGGAAAUGAUUUCGCUGACCGAGCUUACUACGUAUUGGAUAAAAAGUUACCUCGACGUGGUACUGGAUUCACGAUCGCACGGAUCAACGCGUUCCUCGACGCUAUCUCUGAGAGAAACGUAACGAUGCAGCAAAAAGUUGAAACAUUUAGAGUACUUUUCCGACAAAUUACGGGAUUCGAGAUGAAAUGGCUUACGCGUAUCGUCCUUAAAGAUUUACGACUUGGCAUAGGAACGCAAAGAAUACUGCACAUCUAUCAUCCUGACGCGAAUGAUAAAUUUCUUGUAACGAAUGACCUGCGCGAGAUUUGUAACCAGUUAUACGACCCUAAGAUCAAAUUAAAAUGCGGCAUACGAUUAUUUUCGCAUUUUAAACCGAUGCUCUUGGAGAGAUGCAACAUUGAGAACAUCGGCAAGUUAUUUCGGGACAAUGACUUGUACUACGUACAAACUAAAUACGACGGCGAGAGGUCGCAACUCCAUAUGAAGGAUGGAACGUUUAAAUAUUUCACGCGUAGAGGAUACGAUAUUACAAAUAAUUCUGGAUACGGAAAAACUGGAUCUUCGGGUUUCUUAACCGCGGUAUUUACGCGAUGUUUGAAUCCGACGUGUCAUUCUUUUAUAUUGGAUGGAGAAUUGAUGGCUUGGCAUAAAGAGAAAAGAAUAUUUGGUACAAAAGGUAUGAAUCUCGACGUCAAACAUUUGUCGGCAAGUAGUCGUCACCAGCCGUGUUUCGUCGCGUUUGACGUGAUUCUCCACAAUAACGUCUUGCUUGUUGAUACACCUUAUAAAGAGAGAUUAAAACUUCUCAACGAUAUAUUCACCGAAGAGGAAGGUUCUCUAAUUGUAUGUCGAUCUACUUUAAUUUCAAACAGGGAGGAAUUGAUAGAGACAUUCAAUACAUGCCUUCGGAAUAACGAGGAAGGACUUGUCGUAAAGAAAUACAAUAUGAAAUAUAAACCAAAUAUCCGAGAUGGCAGCGGUUGUUAUAAGAUUAAAGCAGAGUAUUCCGACAAUUUAGUACAAGAUAUAGACCUCAUCAUACUCGGCGGUUAUUACGGGGAGGGCAAAUAUACAGGAAUAAUUAAAAGCUUUAUGAUGGGCGUUGCCGUUCCAGCGAACAACGAAGGAGAAAAUCCGUCGCAAUUUCUCUCUAUCGUAUCCGUAAGCACUGGAAUAAAAGAUGAAACGUUGCGUCAUCUUCAAACAAAACUUACGCCAUAUUGGAUCAAGGAACAUCCUGAAAAUAUCAUAGGCCCCAAGGGAAAUCAGCCAGAUGUAUGGAUUCAUCCAGAACAUUCCAUAAUUUUAACGAUACGAGCGACCGAGAUGGUACGCAGUAACGACUAUCCAACAGGGUACAGUUUACGAUUUCCUAGAGUUGUGAAUGUGAGGACAGAUAAGCCAUGGUACAGUCCAUGUACUACUGUCGAACUCUUAUCGUUGAUCAAAGAUGGGGGAAUGAUUCAGAAGUUAACCAAGCGGGAAGCCACUUUGUAUGAUAUCGACCAAGUACCGGUCUCUAAAUUACAAAAGACAAGACAGAGUCGAAGUAAAUCACGUGAACAUGACAUGUACAACAAGCGAGUAGUACCACUCACGCGACUAUUAGACAGAAAAGAAAUUUGUGUGAUUAAUGGCACCGAUGAAUUACCGAAAGAGCAGAUUGAAGAAAUACUGCAGCAGCAUAGCGCAAAAAUUGUUCAGAAUCCCAUGAAUACAACUUUCUGCGUGAUAGUAGGCAAUAAUAGAACGAUACGAGGGAAGGAAGUAAUAAACAGUCAAAAAUACGAUGUUGUAACUUUGGACUGGUUUAAACGUGUCACCAAUCAAUCCGACUGGGCUUCGUUAGACAGUUUUUUACCGUGGGAAUUGUUAUGCAGUCGGGACAGUACUAGACACAAAGUUGCAGAAAAUUAUGACGAAUAUUACGACAAUUUUUUUGUUGACGCAGAUGAAGAAAGUUUAAAGCGUUCACUCGGCAAGAUGACGAUUUUGGAGCUUGCGGACAACCAGUUUACCAGUGAGCAGGAAAAAGAGAUGGACAAGGAAUUAUUCGAGAGUACAUCGCCUUAUUCGCUGUUUAGAGAUAUAAUUGGAUUCUUUGCGAAUCGAUCGUGUUCUGCUAAAUUUAAAUUCCGUUUCAUGUCAGGUACAGUUAAAGACAACAUUGAUGAUUCCGUUACGCAUGCGUUUGUAGAAGACACAAGCGAGACGAGCACUAUUGUGAGAAACGUGAAUGCACAUGAGCAAACAUCUAUAAAAAUUGUCAAAUGUAAAUGGAUCGAGGAAUGUUUCCAAAAUGGCCGAAUAUGUGAAAUUACAGAUUAUCUGAUUGAUUAUUAAAGAUGUAUAUUGGUAUCUGAGAUGUGUGAUAAAAAAAACAAAUAUAGCAAAAGUUUCACAACUUGAAGAAAUGUUACAUGUGUAUUUUCGACGGAAACUUGCGAUAUAUUCAUAGGAUCGUUUUAACUCACAUUUUCGUAAAGCACUGAGAAACUAGGUACUAGACGGAGUGACAGUCGGACAGUUUGCUCAUUUAACAUCUUCUCGUUUCGAAAUAUUUCUUCUCGACUCGCGGCUAGGAGCCGCUACCCUUGCCCAUCCUCGUUUUAUUUCAUCGGAAUGCGCGCAAAAUACGAAAGGGACGCAGCUGCGCGACGUUCCCCUUACAAAGCCUGCCAUUCAGUGAGUUCUCGCAUAGAUUAACGUCGCGAGAAGAGAUCGCGGAAAGACUCGAGCCUCUAGAUUUUGAUUUCAACAAUCAUCGUUUUAAGAAUUAUAAUUUUGAAUUGGCGUAAAAGAGAAACAUAAAACAUAAAAAGGA